AUGGGAAAACCUGUACGAUUUGGCUACCGGAAUUGGGCUGCAACAAGUUCAGAUGGCUACUGCCACACUUUCGACAUAUAUUUUGGAAAAUCUACAGAAGUGUCGAUAGACCCACUGGGCUCGAGAGUGGUAAAAUCCCUAUUAACAAAGAUGCCGAUAGUCCCAAAAGAGCAUGUCGUACACUUUGAUAAUUUUUUUACCAAUUAUCAGUUACUCCACGACUUGCGACUCUUAGGGUACAGAGCCACAGGAACAAUACGAGAAAAUACAACAAAAAGUUGUCCUGUGGCUGAUGUAAAAACAAUGAAAAAGAAACCAAGGGCGGAUUACGACCAUAGUUUCGAUACCAAAAAUGAAAUAACAAUCGUGCGGUGGAAAGAGAACAACGUGGUCACGAUGGGAUCAAAUUUUGACGCUGUAGAACCACUGGGGAAGGUGAAAAGGUGGUUUAGUAUACAGAAACAAAAAGUGGAUGUAUAUAUUCCAAGAUUGUUUGUCAAUUAUAACAGAGGCAUGGGUGGAGUAGAUCAGAUGGAUCAAUCGAUUAGUCUCUAUCGAGUAGCCAUAAAAGGAAAAAAAUUGGUGGUGGGUAAUCUUUACCUACCAUUUAGAUAUGGCGAUUUCAAAUGCUUGGCGUCUGCAUGUCUUGAUCAGCAAAACUACUGA
Molecule: messenger RNA, 666 nt
Organism: Parnassius apollo (apollo)
Lineage: Eukaryota; Metazoa; Arthropoda; Insecta; Lepidoptera; Papilionidae
Source: the annotation of a GenBank genome assembly